UGGUCGACCACGCCUCCGUAACAACAGCUCAAAAGGUACAUCACCACCGGACAUCAAGUGACACUUCUGAGGAAGGCGGGAAGAUACGCGUGAAACUGUUUAACAAGACUCUGCCCGAAGCUUCUCACCACCAUGGCUGUGUCCGGUAAAACCACCCCACUCAUCAACCUGAGCUACGAAGAGGGCAGUAAGGGCACCGCUUCCAACCCUAUCAAAUACAACAACCAGGACUUCACGGAUCUGAAGCGUUACCACAUGGAAAAGGGGUGGCUGUUUGUCGACCGCUCCUUCCCACCAAACAGCUGCUCUCUGGGAGAUCUACCUUACCUUGACAACUAUGAGGAGGACAAUGUGGAGUGGCUUCGUCCAGCUGAAAUAAUGAAAAGACAGGACAAAAGUGGUGAGCCCACUUUCUGUAUGGACGGGACCAUUGAAUGCGGUCAAGGAUGCAUAGGUAAUAGCUGGUUCCUGGCUGCGCUCUCCUCUCUGACCUUUAGUAGAGACCUGAUGGUGCAAGUUGUGCCUAUGAACCAGUCCUUUGUGGAAUAUGCAGGGAUCUUUCACUUCAGGUUCUGGAGGUUUGGCAAGUGGGUGGAUGUCGUCAUCGAUGACUUCCUGCCAACGAUGAAGGACGAGAUGCUCUCUGUGUUCAGCAAAGGAGGAACGGAUUUCUGGAUUCCUCUGCUGGAAAAAGCAUAUGCCAAGGUGUGUGGUUCAUAUGCUGAUAUGAACAUUGGGAUACCGGCAGACGCCUGCAAGGACUUCACCGGAGGAGUGAGCAUGAGUUAUUCACUCAGAGGGCGCCAAUCUGAAGGCCGUGAAGAGCAGCUUUGGCUCUCACUGACCAGAGCCACCGGAUGCUUGUCCAUGAUUUGCUGUGGGACUCCUCCUAAAUUGGGUGAUCUGAGAAACACUGUAAGCCACAAUGGACUGGUGGCUACACAUUCUUACGCUGUCACAGCUGUCACUGAGGUCGAGCAUCUUGACUCCAAAGUGAGACUGGUUCGACUCUUUAACCCCUGGGGCGGAGAUGAGUGGAACGGAAAGUGGAGCGACACGUCAGACAUGUGGAACAGUGUGAGUGCCGACGAUCAACAAAAGCGCUUCAAACGCCGUGAUGGAGAAUUCUGGAUGGAGAUGGGGGACUUCUGUGACAAUUUCGCCAUGUUGUGGAUGUCUUGCGAGAACCCCAACUUCACCGAUGGUGAUGUCGACUACCAGUGGAUAUGUACGAUGCAUGAAGGCAGCUGGGUGUCAGGGAAGUCUGCAGGCGGCGAAAUGUCUGAUGUGCUGUUUGAGACAAAUCCUCAGUAUCGCAUCCAGGUGACGACCAACGACAAGACGAAGCCGGGAGACAAAAACCUGAUGGUUUCGCUGAUGCAGAAACCUCAACUGAAACGCAGCAGAACACGGUGCUACCCGAUUGCAUUGACCAUCGUGAAGCUCCCACCUGGGACACCAGCAGGAAGACUGGAACUCCCCUUCUUUUACGAAAACUACAGCGUGAAGAUGGCAGAUUUCUACGUCUGUGAGAGAGAACUGAUUGAGCUGCACAGUGUGGAGUCUGGAGAGUAUGUGAUCAUCCCCUACACCAGCAAAGCCUACAUGGAUGCAGAGUUUGUUCUCACGAUGUACACCAAAGAUGAGGUUAAGAUCAGUGUCCAUCAGAAGCAUCUCGAACAGAAUGACUCCGUUCCACCCAAGAUUUCUGACUCCACUGAUGUGGAUCUCAGCGCCUUGUUCAGUCGCUAUGCGGAUGAGAAUGAGCAGCUGGACAACGCUAAGCUCCAGAAGCUCCUCAAUGAAAACUUCCCUCAUGGGAGCACAGAUGGCUUCAGUUCGGAUGUUUGCAGGAGCCUGAGUGCUCUGGUGGACGAAGACUUCAAGCUGACAACAACUGUCUCUGAGUUCUCAGCCUUGUGGGAGAAGAUGUUUAAAUACAAGAAAAUUUUCGACAUCUAUGAUAUGAAUCUGAACGGAGCCCUGUCCAACUAUGAGCUCGAGAAGGCCGUCGAGUCUGCAGGAAUCGACGUGGACAGUGUCCUGGUGAAGCGUCUGUUGUCUCUGUAUUCAGACAACUCGGCAACCUCCUUAAGGAACUUCAUCGUUCUCAUGAUUCGCCUGGAAAACAAAUCAAGCGUUUUCAAGAAGAAAUCAGUUGAUGGAAAGAUCGAAAUGAACUGGGAAGAGUGGUCCAACAUCACCAUGUACAGCUAAAUCACUGCUCAACACAGAAGCGCAUGAAGCAAGCGAGAGUCCCGCAGUCCAGGAUUAUUUCUACAAUAAAUGCUUUCCUGCACCGAACAUGCAAAGCCUUAACCUGUUUCUAUGAUGAAAAACAUAUAACCUUCUGAACUAUAGUCUGCAGAACAAACGGGAGCUGAAGAAACCAUUAACCAGAAAUCAUUUUUAUUUUACUACAUCAUUACCAACUACAAGAAAUUGUGCAGCUAAAGUCUAGGAUUGCUUAUUCCUCUGUAUUUCUGUUGCUCAUGGCUAAUAAAAACACAUCAAUAAGA
Molecule: messenger RNA, 2519 nt
Organism: Solea solea (common sole)
Lineage: Eukaryota; Metazoa; Chordata; Actinopteri; Pleuronectiformes; Soleidae
Product: calpain-1 catalytic subunit-like
Exons: 22
Coding region: 133-2217 (694 amino acids)
Biological process (GO): proteolysis
Cellular component (GO): cytoplasm
Molecular function (GO): calcium ion binding; calcium-dependent cysteine-type endopeptidase activity
Source: RefSeq, a predicted model, not a curated record